Rhododendron vialii is the source of this 2004-nucleotide messenger RNA. RefSeq lists its product as uncharacterized. The transcript is spliced from 3 exons. Gene Ontology annotation, biological process: cell wall organization; biosynthetic process. Gene Ontology annotation, molecular function: UDP-N-acetylmuramoyl-tripeptide-D-alanyl-D-alanine ligase activity; ATP binding. Bases 59 to 1669 code for a protein of 536 amino acids. Lineage: Eukaryota; Viridiplantae; Streptophyta; Magnoliopsida; Ericales; Ericaceae. The record is from RefSeq and is a predicted model, not a curated record.
ACUUGACGGACACAUUGCCAUCUAUUCUUUGCAUGAAUGAAUCCAUAAAAGAACCAACAUGAAUGCAUCAGUAGCAACAACAAUCCACUCCUUUCCUCACCCACUACUACUCCCCACCACCGCCCAAUUACACCUCUUUGGAAGAAACUCUCGUCCUUCCACAUCCACCAAAUUACUCUCUAUCCUCUUCCACCCUCCUCCUCCUCCUCCUCCUCCUCAAGUUCUUCUUGUAUCCACCAAACUCAAAACCCAAAUCCCUCCUUCAAAUCCUCCUCCUCCACCUUGGACCGUCUCCGAGAUAUCAGACGCCGUCAAUGGCAGAAUCAUCAAAUGGGGUCCUCCAGGAACCAUUUCUACAGACACCAGAACCCUCCAACCCGGCCAAUGGUUCUUCGCCAUAACCGGCGAAAGAUUCGAUGCCCACGAUUUUAUUACCCCAGAUUUGUCCUCCAAGGGCUGUGUUGGAGUCAUUGGUAACUGGGUUUGUAACAAUUGGGACAAGGGUUUUGUUCAAGUUGAAGGUAAUACCGUAAUUUGGUUGGAGAAGAUGGGUAGUUAUGCUAGGAAUAGGUUUCAUGGUUGUUUGAUUGGGGUAACGGGUAGUGUUGGCAAGACCACUACAAGAACAAUGAUGGCAUUGGCACUUGAACGACUUGGGUCCGUUCACCAGAGUUGUGGGAAUUGGAAUAAUCGAAUCGGGGUUGCUUUGUCUUUGAUAGGGAUUCCUAGGAAUACGGAGAUGGUGGUUUUGGAGCUGGGGAUGAGUGGGAAAGGAGAGAUUUUGGAGCUCGCGAGGACGUGCAGGCCGUCCGUAAGGGUGAUUCUGAAUGUGGGUGCUUCACAUUUGGAGAAUUUCGGGAGUUUAGAAGAGGUUUCGAUGGCGAAAGGGGAGAUCCUAAGGGAAGCAAAGCCUGGGGAUGUGUGUGUUCUGAAUGCCGAUGAUCCUCUUGUUAUGAGCCUCCCUAUCCCAGCUGGAGUUCAAAGGGUGCUCUUUGGUCAGAGUACGGAUAGCAAUGUUCGGUUGGUUUUGGCUGAAAGUACAAAUGGAGGUCUUGGCGUUCGAGUCGUUUUAGAGAGAAAUAAUGAGACGGUGGAGUUUGUGCUCUCCAGUCCUGGUCUGCAUUUGGCUAUGAGUGCGUGUGCAGCAGCAGCUGUUGCAACUGUGUUGGGAGUUCCUCUUCCUCAAGUCGGGAAACGCUUGUCAAGAUUUCGUUCUGUUCACAUGAGAUUAGAGCUUGAAGUUGCUGCAAGUGGUAUCCAAGUAAUCAAUGAUGUUUACAAUGCCAAUCCUGUUAGCACCAAAGCUGCUUUUGACACGCUGAAAGGAAUUAGCUGCAAAGGUAAAAGAGUUGCAAUACUCGGGGACAUGUUAGAACUUGGUCAGACAGAAAUAGAGUCGCAUGAGAUGACAUUAAGGUAUUGUUGCAGUGCUGGUUUUGAUAUAGUUGCCCUUGUUGGGAAGAGAUUUCUUGCAGCAGCUGAGAAUUUGGAUCUAGUCAAAGGGAGGCACGUCUUACAUGCCGACAAUUCAGAAACCAUUGUGCCUGAAAUAGUCAAAAGGUUGAACCAUAAUGAUGUUGUCUUGGUGAAGGGCAGUCGCGCAAUGCAGAUGGAGAAAGUGGUUGAUGCAAUUAAAUCUCUGUCUUCGAAUUUCAUGUUACCAUUCUAGGAGAGAUUUUAUAUAAAGGUUCUCUCUCUGAACACAAACACACUGAUAAUCAACUUCCCCAUCAUGUUGGAAGCCAAUGGCAGAGCAAGUUCCUCUUAACAAGGCCCAGUUGAUAUUAGUUCUUAACGUUAUAACCUUUCAGAGUUAGUUUCUUUUCAUGUAAAGUCCUCCUUUUCAACCUCAAGUGUUGGCUUUAUGAUUAUUUUAUUUUAUGUUUCUGGCUUCCACUUUGCAGUGUGGGACAACUUCACAUCAUAGUUCUGUUUUUGUACCAUGUAGUGCACUUUUAUGUAGAAUGAAUGAGUUAAAACUUAAAAGUGAUGGAGAUUGGGACA